AUUUUCCCUGCUGCUCUCAAUCAAUCAACCCACUUUUCCUUUCACACAACCACUCCAAAGUAAGGUGGAGAACACAACGGCUGUCCUUUCGUUCAACUAUAAAAGAGAAAGCAAGCGGGAACACCCAACGCUGCUAUACUCCUAGAGAUGAAAUCGGCUUCCCAUGCAAUUCAACAUCAAGAUAAUCCACUAACGAUACCCCAGACGAAGGCUCCUCUCUACCAAGACCUUUCUCCGCAAAUACAACAGCUAUACACCAAUACCUUUUCUGAUGUCGGAUUAAGAUUCCUGCAUUUACUUGCAUCCGAAAUCACUUCCAUCACAUCAUGUCGCAGUGUGUUUGUUCACGAGCUACUGUCGUAUGAAGAAUAUAAAGAGUCGGACCUUUACCGAAAAGAAAACACCUUUUCCGAAGAGGACAAAUUGAUGGUCAUUAGAGCCCUUCAUGUCAACCCUAAGGACGCUGUUACAUUGUCGGAUCCACUCAAGACUGUGUUGCGGCUCGAAGGUACUCCUCACCAGCAUGCUAUUCAGCAUGGUCAGCAAAUCAUCCUGCAAGAUCUGGCCAUAAGCUAUCCAGCCUACCAAGGUUUUCAAUCCAUGGUAGCCGUUGGUUUGCCGAUCACGCCGUCUGAAGACUUUCCUAUUUCUACCCCUCCAACUCCUCCUAAAGAGUGCAUUGGCGUAAUGGGUAUCCUACAUGACAAGCCUAUUACGUCUCAGGAUGCACAUCACAUCUUGAAAUUACUGGAAGCCGUUAAACUUCGAACUGGUCGAGAACUGGAACGGAUACGUGAAGAGGAACGAUUAAUGUCGACUCGAGAAGCGGCUAAACAGGAUGCAGAGAAUAAGAUUAAGUUUCUGGCUGACAUGAGCCAUGAGAUACGAACUCCGAUGAAUGCUGUCAUCGCUUUAACCGAUCUACUGUUACAAGAGAGAGAAACUCUUAGUGAAGAGCAAACUGAACAUUUGGAAGUCAUUCAGACGAGCGGGCAUCAUCUUUUGACUGUUAUCAACGAUAUCCUCGAUAUCUCCAAACUCAAUCAUGAUCCAAAGCUGAAGCUUGAAAAGCGAAAGUUUAGCCUUCGAAAAUGUGUGAAAGAUACGCUCAAUAUGGCUCGUCAUCAAGCCACCACCAAUUUGCAGAAUAAAAUUGUACAUUUAAUCGAAUGUCCAGCCGACGUAGAAGACUCAAGCUCUUUGAAACAAGUACUAUCACGGGUCUCCAAGGAGUCUGCUAACUCGCCUUUACCGCGAGUAAUGAAGGGCAAAACCCUAUUGCCUCUGGUAUGGAAGAUAGAGCGAGAUGUUCCUGACAUCUUGAUUGGUGACUCUAUGCGGUUGACUCAAAUCGUUUUGAAUCUUUGUUCUAAUGCUGUCAAGUUUACAAAAGAGGGCCAUAUAGAGGUCAACAUCAAACGGUACGUGCCAAAUGCGGUGCAAACAAACACUACCACCAUCUCUUCCAUUACUGGCAAACCCGUGUACGAGGCAAAGAUUGAGAAUAUUCGAUCUAGAGCUGUCCGUGAGUCUACAGCACAAAAAGCCAAACAAGCUUCGGCGGCAAAUCCUUCACAAGAAGGAACAGACGCUUUGAUUGGCGUUGAUCAAACUGUAAUUCUAGAGAUAUCAGUUCGCGAUACUGGAAUCGGCAUACCCUCUGACCGACUCCCCAAGCUGUUCAAAUCCUUUUCUCAAAUCGACAUUUCCACCGCCAGACGUUACGGCGGAACUGGUCUUGGUUUGGCUAUUUCCAGCACUCUAGUUAAUCAUAUGGGCGGUGGUUUGUGGGUCGAGUCAGAAGAAGGUGUUGGAUCCAGGUUUGCUUUGACUAUUCCCAUUGCUGUGGCUGCACACCAACCAGACACACCAGGAAAUCGAUCGUCAGAUGGCUGGACACCACUCACAUCACCACCAUCGCCUUGCUCGACUUCAUCAGAAGGAACGAGCGGCACACAGUCAUUGAAUACAGAUGGGUCUCAGGAGUUUACAUCGCCAGCUUCUGGCUGUUUAUCACCUUCGCACAAUGCUGCACACGCACAGGGAUAUUUUUCUCAACCUGUCGCACAUACCACACGACCUGCCUCACCUGCUGUAUCUUUAGCACAAACUUUGCAGUCUAGUACUGGUCAUCAUCAGUCAGCUAUACCACCUUUAACAUGGCCAGUACCUCAACCACCCCCUUCGUCAUUUCAUCUAGGAAUACAGUCAAAUACCAAGCAUCCAUCUGUAGCCAUUAACGUGGACUCUAAACCGUUGUCAAGUGCAUCAAGGGGCCAAUCCGCUAGCACUAAAUCAGACCCAACCAUGGCUGUUGGGGUACCUUCCACCGGACCGCCGGGUUAUAGUCCCGGACUCAAACCGCAAACUGGCGUAACCACCGGAUCUGGCUCUAACAGCCUGUUGACUACCACGGCAACGAGCGGUGGUCAAGUUGCAAGCCAUAGUCGGUCAUCGCGAGCGUCUGUGGCUAAGCAACAUCAUCAUCAGCGGCGCGGAGGCAACACGAACGAAGAAAAUCUAGCCAUUUCAUUUCCCAUCAAGAUUUUGUUGGCCGAAGAUAAUGUGCUCAAUCAAAAGAUUGCUAUCAGUAUUCUUAAACGGCUGGGCUAUACUGGUGUCGAAAUUGCUAACAAUGGACGUGAGGUACUGGAUGCCAUGCGAAGAAGCCGAUUUGAUUUGAUAUUUAUGGAUCUAUACAUGCCGGAAAUGGAUGGUCUCGAAGUCACCAAAUCGAUCAUUUCUGCUCGCCAUUCUCCUAAUACAGAACUGAACAACGUGCAUGACGUGUAUAUUAUUGCUUUGACGGCCUCUGCCUCCAUGCAAGAUCGUCAGAUUUGUAUUGAAGCAGGCAUGAACGACUUUAUUUCCAAACCAUUCACCAUGUUGGAGAUGAAACAGAGUUUGAAAAAAUGUAUGUAUCGACAACGAAAGAAGAGAAGAAAGCAGCAACAAGCUCGCCAAGAUGCUACCAACAAUCAUGCAGAUAAGCAGUCGGAUGGUGAAGAGGAGGAAGAGGAUGAUGACGAAGAGGAUGUCGCUACUAAUAAUAAUGAUCCUAUGUUGGGUGUUGAAGGUGCUAGCUAUCAGGGCCUCAUUCGAGGCAGAACCUAACUUCCCAUUCUACUAUCAUAUCUUGCUUGGUAAAUAGCUCUUUUUGGUUUUCUAUUGUAUUGUAAUUUUUUUUUUUUACCGCCAGCCUCCCUUCCUGUUU
Messenger RNA from Umbelopsis ramanniana AG, 3214 nucleotides. RefSeq lists its product as uncharacterized. Lineage: Eukaryota; Fungi; Mucoromycota; Umbelopsidomycetes; Umbelopsidales; Umbelopsidaceae. The transcript is spliced from 8 exons. Bases 148 to 3114 code for a protein of 988 amino acids. Gene Ontology annotation, biological process: phosphorylation; phosphorelay signal transduction system. Gene Ontology annotation, molecular function: phosphorelay sensor kinase activity. The record is from RefSeq and is a predicted model, not a curated record.